Molecule: messenger RNA, 3935 nt
Organism: Conger conger (European conger)
Lineage: Eukaryota; Metazoa; Chordata; Actinopteri; Anguilliformes; Congridae
Gene: p4htmb
Product: prolyl 4-hydroxylase, transmembrane b
Exons: 9
Coding region: 667-2241 (524 amino acids)
Biological process (GO): peptidyl-proline hydroxylation to 4-hydroxy-L-proline
Cellular component (GO): endoplasmic reticulum
Molecular function (GO): calcium ion binding; procollagen-proline 4-dioxygenase activity; iron ion binding
Source: RefSeq, a predicted model, not a curated record
UGGCGGUUCUGCUCACUUGACUGCGGUGAGAUGCUGCAGUUGUGGGGACAAUGGCGCCUUACUUGCUUAAACAGCUACGCUGCGGUGACACUCGUUAUGGAGUAAAGUGAUCGGUCAAAAUCAGAUUUUAAGAUCAAGUCAAUAUCGGAGGAAACCUUUUGACAUAGGAACGCUAAUGUUGUGAGUAGCUGACCAGUGGUGCUCUGCCUUUACUCUAAACUGACAGCUGAAAUCGCUACGCAAACAUAUUGCAAUAUGAUAAUAAACUGCCUUGGCAGUUUAGCCUGUUACCUGUCUGACUAAUCGGCAAACGUUAUUUAACUAGAUAUCUGCAAUAGAGCGAAUGUGUCAUGCCUAAACUAGGGACGCAAAAGCACCGCGAACGGACUAGCCUAGCUAGCUAGGUAGCUAGCUAAGUUAUGGGAUGGAGGGAGCUACCCGUGCCGUUACGUUGAGCUAUCCAUCUUGUUGAUGUGCGAGGAUAACGUUGCCUAAUAAUAUAAAUUAGCUGUGAACCCAAAGAUAACUGAAGUGAUCGUUAGUUACGCCCGUUCCGUUCAAUUAAGUCGUUCGUCGUACUAUUGGACGAGCACGGGAAACGUGUAAGUUAGCUAGCUAAGUACACAGACAGCCCCGAUAUAAUCCAAAUACCUGCACCAAAAAUAAAUGCAUAUUAUGACAACAAUGAUGGAACCUCAGGAAGACGUCCCGGAGGAGGAUAAACCACCUACCCUCCCAACUCUUUCCAGAGAGCGUCUCCCGCUGCAGAAGAGCAGCGUGUGUUCGCGCUCUUACUUCAUGGUUGUUAUGGUUUUCUUCCAUGUUUACAUUAUUAACGUAAUCGCCCUGCUGCUGUAUGUGCACUACAACAACGGUCCCGGAGUCGCAACCAGCACGAGGAGCGAGAGCAGCGAUCACGAUUCACAUCCAGUUCCCAUUCCUCUGUUUCCAGACCACGGAUCCAGCCGGACUAUGCACCUUCCGCGCAUUGAGGGAAUAAGGGUCGGACACAUUCAGAAAGUUUCUCUGGUCCCAAACAAAGUCCAUGAGAUGCGGACUCUGAGCUUGAAGCCUCUGCUUUUUGAGAUCCCAGGGUUCCUGUCCGAAGAGGAGUGCAAUGUGGUGGUGCAGCUGGCUCAGCUGAAGGGCCUGACCGAGAGCCAGGUGAUGGUGCCCGAGGACCAGGAAGAGUUGACCAAGCAGCUGGACCUCAGUCCAGAGGAAAUCUUCAACCUGCUGGACCUCAACCAAGAUGGUCAACUGCAGCUACAAGAGAUUCUCACCCACUCACGCGUGCGGGAUGGGAUCUGGCUCACUCCUGAGAACCUGAGAGAGAUCUACAGUGGGCUCCAGGCAGACCCCGACGGCAACGGCCUGCUCAGCCUGGAGGAGUUUAAGCGGCUGAGCGGGAACGCGUUCCAGCGGUUCCUGCGGCGGCGCGGCGUGAAGAGGAGCCAGCUGGUGAGGAACAGCAGGCACGCCUGGCUGCACCAGGGCCGGGGGGCGCACCACGUCCUGCAGACGCUCAGGAAGAGGUCAGCCCCCGCGCCCAGCUUCUGGAGCUUCUCUCUUCAUCCCCAUGUUCAUUGCGUUACAUUACAGUCAUUUAGCAGACGCUUUUAUCCAAGAGUCACGCUGCUGACUCGACUGCCGUCCUCCUUGGUGGAUCUGAGCGAGCCGCUGCAGGUGGUGAGGUACGAGCGGGGGGGUCAUUACCACGCCCACCACGACAGCGGCCCGGUGUACCCCGAGACCGCCUGCACCCACACCCGUCUGGCGGCCAACAACUCCACCCCCUUUGAGACCUCCUGCCGGUACAUCACGGUGCUGUUCUACCUGAACUCUGUGGAGGGGGGCGGAGAGACCACCUUUCCCGUCGCCGACAACAGGACAUAUGAGGAAGUGUCUCUGAUCCAGAACGAUGUGGACCUUCUGGACACACGAAAACACUGUGACAAGGGCAACCUGAGGGUGCAGCCCACCAAGGGCACGGCAGUGUUCUGGUACAACUACCUGUCUGACGGCAAAGGCUGGGUUGGUGAGCAGGACGAGUACUCCCUGCACGGCGGCUGUGUGGUCACCCGUGGAACCAAGUGGAUCGCCAACAACUGGAUCAACGUGGACCCGGACUACCAGCGCCAGGCCCGGUACCAGCAGAUGCUGUCCCAGCACCAGGGCUCAGAGACCCACAGUACUGAGCAGGACUCUGCCCAGCACAAUGACCUGCACCAGGACCUAUAGCACCUCCCCACAUUUAGCUCCUCCUCCUAAACUCCCCCAACAGCCACACCAAGACCUAUAGCACCUCCCUGAAAAACGGCAACCCAACCUUUCACCUCUCCCUAAUAUACAUGUAGCAGCUCCUCACCCCAAACUUUCCCAAAUGGCCUUCCCAGUUGGCUCUCUCCCUGUCUGUACAAAAGGGGAGGGGUCUGUUUUUAGCAGCUUUGGAACUUUCUUCCCCCUUAGAAACACUGUGAAAUACACAAUGCGCACACACACAGACGCACAUACACACACACACACAUACAGACAGACACACACACUCACACACAGACACGCAGACAGACACGCAUUCACACACAUGUACACACACACACACACACACACACACACACACAGCCCUCGCUGGGAGCAAUGGUAGUUUGGACUGAAGGCCCAUUGGUGAUGCAUUGACUUUGCAUGAAGUGUCCCAGCAACAUCAAAGGCAGGCUUCAUGAAUGACUAGUUCACCUCUGCAUUCACAUUAACCAAAGGAACUAUACUGCACCUUAUUUCUCCCUUCACUAGUGUUGUGUUCUGGGCAAUGUGUUUAUUUUAUGGCUAUGCUCAGGGGUCUGCAUGGAGUGAGUCCUCCUUUCUCACGCACACGUUGUACAUGCAUGCACACGCACACCGACGCAAGCAUGCGCACGCACACACACUCCCUCAUACUUAUGCACAAGGAAGGAACGUGAGACCGUACGGUGUUGGGAUCUGUUCAGGGCUUUGCCCCAAAAAAGCUGCCCGUCUUUGACCUGCCUAAAGAUGCACAGUGUAGUUCAGGGAACAGGUGGGUUUGAGUUUAUGCAACUAUUAAAUAACAAUGAUAAUAAUAAUAAUAAUAAUAAUAAUAAUAAUAAUAAUGGUAAUCUUGUCCUCGGUGUUUUGUUUUUGAAUUUCAUCUUCUCAGCCCUUUAAAUGCCUCCCGCGGGGUGACUUCGCAUGUAGCGCAAUGUUUGCACUGUGGCCCUCUUUGCUGUGAUGUGCAAAAUCGACUCUGUUGCGUGCCAUCCGAACCGCAGCGCCUCCUCUGGUCAAUUUGGCAUCGUCAGUUUCCCUGCGCCGAGCCCCCCAGUCACACUGCUUUCAUAGAUAUUGCACUCGUCUUCAUGUGGAUGCUGUUUUUUUAGAAAGUAACGUUGGAAGUUGUGUCUCCUUUGUGCCCGUUUUAUGCAUUUGACACACAUUUUUUGGCUCUUUGUCUUAGGGCCAUUCACACACACCUGAACUGUGACGCAUGCCUAAACUCUUAGAACACCUAUACUGUAGAUGUGCUUCACUUCGACUCUCGGUAAAGCUCCGACAAAGGUCCCCGGACCGAACGCGUAGGAUAUUCAGUGUGUGUGGAUGUUUUUGUUCUCGUGAGAAUUUAAACUCCCCCGCUCCACCCUGUUCACCCUACAAUUGACUCCUUAGCUUCUAAGGCCUGUUUAGCCGUCACAUUAAUCUAAUGGGCCACUGUCUUUUUAGCUGUACUUGGGAUAGUAUUUGUAAAGUGUUAUUUAUGUACCAUAUUUAUUUAUUUAUUUAUUUAUUUGAUCACACUACUUGUGUUGGUUUGACAAUGCACUUGAAUCACUUUUAUGCGAUACAGAGAAUAAAGAAAAUUGAGUAAUUUAUUAAAUAUAGAGCACAUGCUAUAUAGGUUAAUAAAGGAAAAUAUGUUUUCUGAA